Molecule: messenger RNA, 2046 nt
Organism: Conger conger (European conger)
Lineage: Eukaryota; Metazoa; Chordata; Actinopteri; Anguilliformes; Congridae
Product: B-cell receptor CD22-like
Exons: 11
Coding region: 25-1962 (645 amino acids)
Source: RefSeq, a predicted model, not a curated record
GUCGCUUUAUUCCCGAAAGCAAAAAUGUUGAAAGCUGCGUUUGUGUUUAGCAUUUUCUGCGUGGCUUUGCCAGCGGUUUUGGGAAAUGUGUGGUCGGUGUCCUUUCCCACGAAAGAGUCAUGCGUUUGGGCUGGAACAACAACUACGAUACCCUGUAGGUACGAAUAUCCCGGUGGGUUCAGCAUAAAGACAGUGAUGUGGUUCCGCCUCACUGCGGAUGGCAAAAGGGAAUACGUAAUUCACACCGACCAGAACGUGGUGAGCCCUACCUACAAGGGCAGGACCCGAUACACAGGUAGCUACAAGACGUGCAAUCUACAGAUCACUAACAUCAGGAGCACGGACAGCGGACUGUACUACUUUAGGUUUGAGACAGACCGGUGGCAAGGCAAAUGGACCUCGGCCGAUGCGGCGACCCUUUCUAUUACAGAGCUCCAAGUGGACGUCCAUCCAGCUAGAACCGAGAACAGGUUUGCGUCCGGAGAGACGGUCUAUCUGAGGUGCACAGCUCGGGGGUGUGCGGCCCCAGGGAAGACGUUCGCCCUCUACAGGAACGGCCUGAACCUCGGGCCGGCCAAUAACUGGUUCAUGAUCAAUAACUUUGACCCACAACUUGCUGGCACCUUCACCUGUCGUAUUCCCUCUCAGAGGAUACAGUCCCCGGGUGUCACUCUGGCUGUUGGCCAUGCUCCGCGGUCGACCUCGGUCACGGUCAGCCAGUCGGGUGCGAUUAUGGCGGGCCGCUCGGUCACCCUGACCUGCAGCAGCAGCGCUGACCCUCCAGUGGAGAGCUACGCCUGGUUUAAGGACCGAGAGAGCAGCAGUGUUCCCCACAGCUUCCAGCCCCAGCUCCGGCUGUGGAAGGCCGGGCCCUCUGACUUCGGCCUGUACCACUGCGUGGCCAGGAACUCCCUGGGCUUCGAGAGGUCCAAGCCCGUCCUGCUCAAUGUCACCUACGCUCCGACGGGAACCCAGGUCUUAAUCAGCCCGGGCGGCGACAUCACAGAGGGCUGUUCCGUGACCCUGACCUGCCGCAGUAAUGCCAACCCGGCGGUGGACAGGUACGCCUGGUACCAGACGGCUGGGGCGCGCUCCUGGAGCAGGGGCACCAUGCAGAAUCUCAGCUUCCCCAGCAUUCGAGCGCAUCAGGGCGGUCAGUACUACUGCACCGCCUGGAGCCCCCUGGGACAGGAACCCUCCAGCCCGGUCCUUCUGCCAGUGCUGUACGCCCCCAGGAACACGUCGGUGUCAGCGCGCCCCUCCAGCGAAAUCGACGCGGGCACAUCGGUGACCCUGAUCUGCAGCAGCAGCGCCAACCCUGCGGUGGAGAACUACACCUGGUUCAGGGUCGAUGACGCUGAGGCAUGGGUAACCCGAUCGGGCCCCAGCUACACCAUCGCUGAGGUCAGCCCCCGGGAGGGAGGGCGCUACUUCUGCGAGGCCCGAAACCGGAUCGGAACCCACAGCUCGCCCGUCCUCACCGUCCGGGUACGAGGCAGGCUGAAGGUGAUCGCCCUGGCCUCUGCUGUGGGCGUGUCCGCCAGCCUCAUUACACUCACUGUGAUGGUGAUGAUAAGUAAGAACAUGCACAGGGUCGACACUGAGACGGUGGAAGAAGACAAAGAGGUGGAGCUAAUGCACCGGAGAUCCUCAUCGUCGGGUGACACUUUGUUUCUUGAGACGCUUCAAGAGACAUUUCAAGUGAGACCCACAAAGAUGACAGACAUACCAGAGGAGCCAGAGGACGUGUACGAGAAUGUGCAUCCCUGCAUCGUCCCCAUGAAGGAUGUGAGUCAUGACCCGGAGGCCGACAGCCCUCUCAACUACAUCACGGUUCACUUCUCCCAGAGGCCCAGCCAGGGCCAAGAUCCUGCCACAAACACACCACCAGACAGAGCGAACGAGCCUAGAAACGCCUCUGAUGUCAUCUACACGCCCGUGGCCAGGCGCAAUCAUUUAUAGAUUAAUAGCAGUAAAUAAAUAGUGCUCUUUGCAAUGUACUGUUCAUUUGUUCAUUAAAGUGUGAAAGCCAUGUGGCCAAACAGA